Perognathus longimembris pacificus (Pacific pocket mouse) is the source of this 2544-nucleotide messenger RNA. It is a transcript of the gene Sergef, whose product is annotated as secretion regulating guanine nucleotide exchange factor. The transcript has 10 exons. The coding region runs from base 9 to 1169 and encodes 386 amino acids. NCBI's taxonomy places the organism in Eukaryota, Metazoa, Chordata, Mammalia, Rodentia, Heteromyidae. The record is from RefSeq and is a predicted model, not a curated record.
GAGCCCGCAUGGAGCGCCAGCCGUGCGCCCCGGCGGCCGCCCCCGCCGCGGCCGCGCUCUUCUCUUGGGGUGCAAAUAGCUACGGACAACUUGGCCUCGGUCAUAAGGAAGAUGUGCUUUUGCCCCAGCAACUGAAGGACUUCUGCAAACCCGGAUGUGUCAGGAGGAUCACGGGAGGAGGAGGCCACUCUGCUGUUGUCACAGAUGAAGGAGGCUUUUUUGUUUGUGGCCUGAACAAAGAUGGGCAGUUGGGUCUCGGUCAUACAGAGGAUGUUCUGUGUUUUACCCUCUGCAAAUACCUCCUUGGCUGUCCUGUUCAGCAAGUGGCCUGUGGCUGGGAUUUUACUAUUAUACUAACAGAAGAAGGUCAAGUUCUGUCAUGUGGAUCCAACUCUUUUGGCCAGUUGGGAGUUCCUCAUGGGCCUCGAAGAUGUGUGGUUCCCCAGGCCAUUGAGCUCCUGAGAGAGAAGGUUGUUUGGGUUGCUGCAGGACUGAGGCACGCAUUAGCUGCUACAGUGAGUGGCAUUGUGUACCAGUGGGGAACUGGUUUGGCAUCUUCUGCUCGACGGCUGUGUCCUGGACAGCCUCUCCCAUCAUUUUUGACAGCAAAGGAACCAAGCAGAGUGACAGAUCUAGGGAAUUCUAAAGCAACACAUGUUCUUGCUGGCUCAGACCAUUCUGCUUCAUUGACAGAUGCAGGAGAGCUCUAUGUUUGGGGAAGAAACAAGCACGGGCAAUUGGCUACCCAGGCUGCCUUCCUUCCUCUACCUCAGAAAAUAGAAGCACACUGGUUUCAGAAUGAAAAGGUCACUGCUGUCUGGAGUGGGUGGACACACCUGGUUGCUCAGACAGAAAGUGGCAAGGUAUUUACCUGGGGCCGAGCUGAUUAUGGUCAACUAGGGAGGAAGUUGGAGUCUAAUGAAGGCCAGAAACUAGAAAAGCAAGAUCCAUCCUUCUGCUUGCUACCACUGAACAGCACACCUUCGUCUCUGCAUUGCCUAACUGGAGCAGCUGAGAACUAUUGCAAAGUUCCAUCUGAUCAAGCAGGUACCCAUGAAGGCACUCAUCCAGGCAUAGUCCCUGGAAAUAGGACAGCAGUAUUCCUCAGUCUGCUGAUAUGUGGUGCUGUGCAGAGGAGGGGGGACAGGGACUCAGGCUGGGUCAUAUGACAUUGGCCAGACAUUCGCUUUGUUCAUUGUUACACUGUGCACACUUGUUACUAGCUUUGAUCUCAGUCACAUCUUAUCUCCAUUCUCAACUUUUUAAUCCCAGAAAGAAUAAAACUGUAGAAUCUGACCUAAGUGAUUUGGUUUUGUUUAAAUUGAAAAGCACAAACUCCUUAGUGCAUAAGUCUCUGAGGUACCAAAGACUCUUGCCUGGCAGUAUAGACUUCAGCCGUGUAGCUGCAGGACAACAAAAGAUUCUUGGGCCUAGGUGCACAAAUGAUUCAGUUAGACAAGUCUGUUGUCUUUGUUGUUGUUGUUACAGAACCUAAACAGGAAGGUAUUAUGCUGCCUUCUCCCAUACACUAAGUGCCCACUUUCUAACUCUCCCUACCUUGAGGGCUCACUAGGGGGACUUUUCCUGAGGCUUUGGGAGAUCUACCUGUCAUAUCUUGGGAGGCCAUUCUCGUUAGCCACGGACUCAAAUUCUGAACAACUGAAGGGUCAUCUAGUCUCGGAAUUCCACCAUUAGUUACAGUGCACAAAGCGUUUGCAUGGUCCUGGUAAGGAACAGAGGAAGUUCAGAGAUAAAUUCAGUAUUCUUCAUAUAGCAUUUCCUGAGUACCUCUAUAUCAGGCUCUGAAGCAAGAGUAGUAGAAAGAACAUAGAUGAGUAACUUCAACUAAACACUGAUUAGAACCCACUGGUGCAAGGCACUGUGCAAAGCACUAAAGAUGGAGUUGGAUGAGGUUCAGUCUUUAUGCUUAAGCAAAUUAUAAUCUGGGUAAGAUGGAGAAUAGACAGAUGUGUGAACCACUCACUGGGUGAGGGUAAGUGCUGUCUGUAGCAGGCCCAGAGGAUGGAGCAAUUACUUCUGAAGUGGCCUGGCCAUUUACUAGCCAUGUGCUUUUAGUCAGGGCAUUUAGCCACCCUAAUCCCCAAUUAAUCUAUAAAAUGAAAAUAUAAUGAGCUAAUCCGCAUGAAGCACCUAGAACAGAGUUUAAUAGUCAAUGACUAUAUUAGCAAUCAUUUACCUCCCCUCCCCCCAUUACACUUGAACCAGAGGCAUAGCAUGAGUCAGGAAUGUUGAGGAGUGGGUCUAUGGAGCUGGGAUAGUUUUGUGGAUAAUACUACUGAGGAAAAUGGCUGGUGAAGUGCAACGGGGCCGUGUUUAUGACCAUGGAAGGUCUUUAAUACCAGACAAAGGACUUGGGGCUAGAUAAAUGGAGCAUAAAAGAAUCACCAUGUGCUUCAGAGAGAGCAUUUUGGCAGAGCAGGGACUGAUGAAAGAAGAAGGAGCAUCCAGAAAGCUGCCUAAAAUUCCAGAGAAGAGCCAAGGUCAGAACUAGAACUUAGCAUUUCCUCAGUAUGGCAGAGUCUA